AUGUUUGCGCAUUGCGCCGGUGACAUCUGGACCGGCGACGACUUCAGCGCCUGCUUCGAGCACGACUACUUCCAAACACUAUUCCCAUUAAUCGGCUGCGGGAUAUCAGCGCUGUACUUGUGCUGGCAGGUUCUUCGAAAAUAUUAUCGCCGGAGAGACCAGGAGCCGUAUGCGCUUCUGAAGCAGCAUAUCUGGAAUGGCAACGGACGUCCGAUUGGAGAGUAUGAGGAUGAAGAGAAUAGCGAGGAGGACUCGGAAGACGAGGACAGCUCAGAGGGGAGCCAGCCGUUGGCGCUGCGGCAGACAAGAAGCCAGACUCACAUGUCGGUAACGACCGUGGACAAGCCGAGGGGCGAGAUGGCGAUUGCUAUGAUUGAAGAGCUGGCCGUAAUAGCAGAGCUCGGGGUGCAUACAGCAAUGUUGGUCAUUGGAGGGUAUGGCGAGGACGGCCACAUUGGAGCGAUAUCAGGUGUUGCGGUAUGGGCAUACGUUGCGGUCCUGGCAUCGCUACGACUCCUGCUGUCCAGCACGUCGAAGUUCUCGUUCCCGAAGCUCUGGUACCAUACUUUCUUCCUCUAUGGCCUACUAUGGAUCAUCAGCGUGCUCUUGUUUCGAUCCGCGAUCGUACAUCCCUCCUUCAAGGUGCUACAAGCAUUGCAGAUUACGGAGUUCGCGCUGGUAUCACUCCUCUUCACGAUCUCCUUGACUUCACGCAAAGGCAACAAGCCGGUCGAGCUGGAGUACGAGGGAGAUCUGGAGCCCUCAAAGGAGCCAUUGGCCAGCGUCUUCUCGUUGGGUACCUUUAGCUGGGUCGACCCGAUCGUCUGGACGGGCUACCGCAAGACAUACGAGAUGUCAGACGUCUGGAACCUGAUGCCAAAGGACAAGGCGGGUGCUAUUCUGGCAAACUACCGCCAACUGCAGAAGACCAGCAUCCUGGCAUGGCAUUUACUACGCUACUUCAAACGCCAACUGCUCAUUCAAGCGUCCUGGGCGGCUAUCUCUGGUAUCAUCACUUUCAUGCCGACGUUGCUACUCAAAGUCAUCUUGCAGUAUGUGGAGGAUCCGGCAUCCACGCCUCGCAAUGCGGCAUGGUUCUAUGUCUUCCUCCUGUUCGUUUCAGGAGUCAUUAAUGCAAUCUCGAGUGGCCAGGCACUCUGGGUUGGUCGCAAGGUCUGUAUCCGUCUGCGAGCAAUCAUCAUUGGAGAGAUCUAUGCCAAGGCGUUGAGAAGGCGAGCGGCUGCUGGUACUGACAAGGUGCUGGGUGGCGCAACCACGAACCCAAGCGACAAGAACGAGACGGACAAGAACAUCUUGAAGCGCGCUCUUACUUGGGGCCGCAAGAAGAAGUCGGAAGAUACGAAGACGGACAACCAGCAAAAGGACCCGAUCGAUGACUCUCAGGUCACCUCUGGCGCUAUCAUCAAUCUCAUGGCUGUCGACUCGUUCAAAGUCGCAGAGAUCAGCGCAUACCUCCACUUUCUCUGGGCCGAAACACCGGUGCAAUUCAUACUGGCGAUUUUCCUGCUCUAUCAGAUCCUCGGAUACAGUAGUAUUGUCGGCAUUGGCAUGAUGGUGGUCCUGCUCCCGAUCAACAUGUACAUCUCGAAGAAAUUCGCAGAAGUCCAGACCAAGAUCCUGGCUGCUACAGACGCGCGGAUACACUCGACCAACGAGGUCUUGACCAACAUCCGCAUCAUCAAGUACUUUGCGUGGGAGCAGCGUUUCCUGGGCACUGUUGAUGAGAAGCGUGUGGUCGAGCUAAGAUACCUCCGCAACAGGUACAUCCUCUGGUCGAUUGCUGCAACCAUCUGGGCUGGCGCUCCCAUCAUCAUCACGCUUCUAACGUUCGCUGUCUACACACUCGUGGAGAAGAAGGACUUGAUACCAUCAAUCGCCUUCACAGCACUGUCACUCUUCAGCUUGCUGCGCAUCCCGUUGGAUCAGUUGGCCGAUAUGGUUGCGCAUGUGCAAGAAUCGAAAGUGUCAGUGGAUCGAGUGGAAGAGUAUCUGAACGAGGCGGAAACGGACAAAUAUGCACAACUCGCCAACGAGAAGUACGAUUCUGAUGGCGAGGUCGUGAUUGGAUUCGACAAGGGAACAUUCAGCUGGGGUAGCCGGGAUGCUGAGGACUUCAAGAUGAUCGAUCUCGAUAUGCGGUUUAAAGUCGGACAGAUGAACAUCGUGAUUGGACCUACAGGAAGUGGGAAGACGUCAUUGCUGAUGGCUCUUCUCGGUGAGAUGACAUUGCUGGACGGCAGCGUCUACCUGCCGGCUGGCAAAAGUAGGGAUGAUGUCAAGCCAAACCGGGAGACUGGCCUCACAGAGAACGUCGCAUACUGCGCGCAGCAAGCUUGGCUCCUCAAUGGCACGAUCAAGGACAACAUCGUAUUCUCUAGUCCUUGGGACGCUCGACGGUACAAGGAUGUGAUCAUCGCAUGCUCACUCCAGCGCGACCUCGAGAUUCUGGAUGGCGGCGACCAGACGAUGGUUGGAGAGAAGGGCGUGACGCUGUCCGGUGGCCAGAAGCAGCGCAUCAGCUUGGCAAGAGCGCUGUACUGCAAAGCGAGGCACGUGCUCAUGGACGAUGUGCUGAGUGCUGUCGACUCCCAUACUGCCAAGUGGAUCUUCGAGAAAGCCCUGCUUGGACCGCUGAUGUACAACCGGACGUGCAUUCUCGUGACGCAUAACGCCACGUUGGCGCUUCCGUACGCAGACUUUGCUGUGGUGCUGGACAAUGGCAGAGUGGCUAUUCAAGGCGCGCCUGGCGAUAUCAUCACCUCCGGCAAGCUUGCGGAAGAUGUGUCGAAAUUCCCAUCACGACCUGGCUCUCGCGGCCCAUCUACCCUGCCCUCAAGAGUCCCGUCCGAGAUCGGCCGUGACAAUCUAUCAGGCAAGACCGAGCCAGGGUCAGAGACUGCACAGCGCCGCCUCAGCGUACCGGAACCCGAGGCGAGCAGUGCUCUGAAUGGCAUCCCGAAUGGCGAGCCGCUGUCCAAGGUCAUCUCGAAGGACAUCCCAGGCCUGAACAAAGUCGUGGACGAGGACGGACAACAGGAAAGCAAAGCCACCGGAGCCGUCAAGCUUGCCAUCAUCGUCAAGUACCUUGUCUACAUGGGUGGGCCGUUUUACUGGGUCUUCACUGCUUCUGCGUUCGCUUUGCAGCAGUUUGCUCAGGUUGCUACGAACAUCUGGAUCCGGGAGUGGGCUAAUGCUUAUGCUUAUAAGGAGACUGUCUCCACUGCUGGUGUGCAUCAGUCUUUGCCUAUGACGCAUGUCCAGGGUACGUUCAGCGGGUCUUACAACUGCUUGAGGAGUGGCUCGUGUGUCUGGGGAUUUCCGUUCACAAAGUCGACAAGCACCGGUCCGGUCGUCACAUCCUCUUCGAACUCCCACGUCGAAGUCGGAUACUACCUCGGCGUCUACGCAGUCCUGGGCAUCGGGUACAUGUUCAUCUGUCUCUUCAGAGAAGGCAUGUGCUUUGCUGGUUCGCUCACAGCCUCCAAGCGCAUACACCGCCAGCUCAUGGAGUCCAUCACUCACGCCAAGUUCCGCUUCUUCGACUCCACGCCACUCGGCCAGAUCAUGAACCGCUUCUCCAAGGACGUCGAAGCCAUCGACCAAGAAGUCGCACCCGUCGCCGUUGGCGUGGUCCACUGCCUGGCGUCGAUCGUCACCAUAGUAGUGUUGAUAUCCGUCAUCACGCCGGGCUUCCUGAUCGCCGGCUUCUUCAUCACCAUCCUAUACUUCCUCAUCGGCCGGUUCUACAUUAGUUCUAGCAGAGACCUGAAGCGCCUGGAAUCCGUACAGCGCAGCCCCCUCUACCAGCAGUUCGGCGAGACCCUCUCCGGCAUGACGACCAUCCGCGCCUACGGCGACGAACGCCGCUUCAUCCGCGAGAACCUGCACCGCGUGAACACGCACUCCCGCCCGUUCAUCUUCCUCUGGGGCGCGAACCGCUGGCUCGCUUUCCGCGUCGACAUCGUCGGCGCCCUCGUCUCGUUCUUCUCCGGCGUGUUUGUGGUGUUGAGCGUCGGCCGCAUUGACGCUGGCGCCGCUGGGCUGGCUAUGACCUACGCCGUCACAUUCACGGAGAAUGUGCUGUGGUUUGUGCGUUUGUACGCCAGCAAUGAGCAGAACAUGAACGCCGUCGAGCGGAUUAAGGAGUACUUGGACGUGGAUCAGGAGGCGGCGCUUAUUGUGCCGGAGAACAGGCCGGAGGCGAACUGGCCGAGCAAAGGAGGUGUGGAGUUCAUUGGGUAUUCUACCCGGUACAGGAGCGAUUUCGACUUGGUGCUGAAGCAUCUGACGUUCAAGAUUCUGCCGGGGGAGAAGGUUGGUGUGGUUGGCAGGACGGGGGCUGGGAAGAGUUCGUUGGCACUGGCGCUGUUCCGUGCGCUUGAGGCGGAAGAGGGCAAGAUUUUGGUGGACGAUGUUGAUGUCGGACUCAUUGGGUUACAAGAUCUGCGUGAGAACAUCGUCAUGGUGCCACAGGAUCCGACAUUGUUCACUGGCACGAUUCGAAGCAAUCUGGAUCCAUUUGGCCUGUUCACCGACGAAGAGAUAUUCACUGCCCUAAGACGAGUGCAGCUGAUUGGUGCGCCUUCAGCUACACCAUCUCGACCAUCGACGCCGAACCCUAGCAUGUCUGGGCCGAACAGUCCGGUGAAGAAGCAGUCGCCAGCCUCGAACGGCUCUCCAACGACUACAAGUCCCACAGAUGGGAACAUCGGUCUCGAGAACAAGAACAUCUUCAAGAACCUCUCGUCACCCGUCGCAGAAUCUGGCGCAAACCUCUCGCAAGGCCAGCGCCAACUCCUCUGCCUGGCUCGCGCAAUGCUCAAGAAUCCGAAAGUCCUGCUCAUGGACGAAGCAACCGCAUCCAUCGACUACGCCACCGACGCCAAGAUCCAGGAGACGAUCCGCGAGAUCAAGAACACCACCAUCACGAUCGCGCACAGGCUUCAGACAAUUAUCGAUUAUGACAAAGUGCUUGUGCUGGACAAGGGCGAGGUGAUGGAAUAUGGUGAUCCUUUCCAGUUGAUCUCGGAGAAGGGUGGGAUGUUCAGAGGGAUGUGCGAGACGACGGGCGAGUUUGAGACGUUGAAGGAUGAGGCGGAGAAGGCGCAUAAUGCCCGACGCCUGGUGGAUGACAGCUGA
Saxophila tyrrhenica is the source of this 5160-nucleotide messenger RNA. RefSeq names its product Transporter of the ATP-binding cassette (ABC) (gene YBT1). Lineage: Eukaryota; Fungi; Ascomycota; Dothideomycetes; Mycosphaerellales; Extremaceae. The coding region runs from base 1 to 5160 and encodes 1719 amino acids. Gene Ontology annotation, biological process: transmembrane transport. The record is from RefSeq and is a predicted model, not a curated record. Gene Ontology annotation, cellular component: fungal-type vacuole membrane. The transcript has a single exon. Gene Ontology annotation, molecular function: ATP binding; ABC-type transporter activity; ATP hydrolysis activity.